AUGUAUUCUAUCAUCAUCUGCUUUAUCAAGAUCUCAAUACUCCGGCAAUUCCUCGAGAUCUUCAGCCUGAAGCGAGAUUAUUUCUUCUGGACCUGCCACUGUCUUAUCUGCAUUAACAUUCUAUACUAUACCGUCUUCACCUUUACGAUCAUCUUCGCCUGCAAUCCUAUCUCGAAAUACUGGGACGUUCUAAGAACAGAGGGCAAAUGCCUCAAUACAGAGCUACAGAUGUUUGUGGCAGGAAUUAUCAAUACUAUAUCCGAUCUGACAAUUUUGAUUCUCCCUCAUCUGAAAGUCUGGAAGCUCCAGAUGUCGCCCCGGAAGAAACAUGCUAUUUCCGUGGUGUUUCUGUUUGGCUUGAUGUAUGUUCAUCCAUCCAGUCCUCACUCAUGCCUUGAGAGUGCCUCCGGGCAACAUUCUGAUUAA
Molecule: messenger RNA, 426 nt
Organism: Aspergillus oryzae RIB40
Lineage: Eukaryota; Fungi; Ascomycota; Eurotiomycetes; Eurotiales; Aspergillaceae
Exons: 1
Coding region: 1-426 (141 amino acids)
Source: RefSeq, a predicted model, not a curated record